ACUGGCGCAAUCCGAACAUUUUGUGGAAGAAAAGCUCCAUUCUAGCUGCCGAGCCUUUCACAGUUGCCGAAUACGACAAAUUUCACAAUGAAGCAACAGGAAGUGACCAUUUCCACACUGCUAUCGCCCCAGUGCUAACCAUGUCCCAACUGUUUGGGGUAUUUCCCCUGCAGAGUGUCCGGAAUCGCGCUCCCGAAAGUAUGACGUUCCGAACGGUCUCCGUGACCUGCGUCGUCAGCGCUAUUUCCAUCUUUGGCGGAUACGCCAUUUCACUGCUCAGUUUGAUUCGUCAAGGCCGAGCCUUAAACGCCAUCAAUAUCGCAGAGCCCUUCUUUUUCAGCAUCUGUGCCACGAGUUCGGUAAUAUUUUGGCAAAUGGCCAAACAGUGGCAAGCCAUCAUCGUUACGUGGUCCCGAACGGAGCGAAAAUUUCUGCACCAUCCGUUUCGCAAAACGGUCCUAAAGUGGAAAAUCCGAUCCGUGGCCACGGUGCUCCUUUUGUUGGCAUUCGCUGAACAUCUUCUUUCCGUGGCCAACAACGUUAGCAAUUUGCGGAGGGAGGUUGACUACUGCAACUGGACGAUUCGGGAUCCGGUCAAGUUCUUCUGCGUAAGGACGUUUAGCACCGCGUUCCAUACCGUUGCGUACAGUCUACCAGUUGCGGCAUACAACGAGUACAUCAUCAUAUCGAUGACGUUCGUGUGGAACUUUGUCGAUCUGUUCAUCAUGCUGGUCAGCAUCGGCAUUUCGGCCCGAUUCGAUCAACUCCGAGAUCGCGUCUUUGAGCGCAUGAACAGCCGGACUCCGACGACCGAACACUUUUGGGAGCAAAUUCGAAUCCUGUACGUAGCGCUGUGCGAACUGGCCGGGACCAUCAAUCGUGCCAUCAGCAAGCUGGUGUUUGUGUCGUACGCGAAUGAUACCUACUUCAUAUGUUUGCAAAUCAUGAACGCCAGCCAGGAACAACCGUCGGCGGUCAACAAGGUGUACUUUUGCUACUCGUUUGUGUACCUGCUGCUGCGGACGUUUCUCAUGUUCUGGUACAGCUCAGAAGUGCAGCACGCGAGUCACGCCACGUACCGGUUGAUUCUGCGGGUGCCCAACGAGGAGUACUGCGACGAGCUGCAACGGCUGCAGAUGUACUCCAAGUGCGGUGCUAGUCUCAACGGCAUGGGCGUAUUCUUCGUGUCGAGGCGGAUUCUGCUGACGCUGACCGGAACGAUUAUCACCUACGAGCUGGUAAUGCUGUCAUACCGGAAGGAUUCAUCGGAACAGCAUUCCAACAAUCCGUCUUGCGAUCCAUGCAUGACGUUCCGAACGGUAUCCGUGACCUGCGUCGUCAGCGCUAUUUCCAUCUUCGGCGGAUACGCCAUGUUGCUGCUCAGUUUGGUACGUCUAGGUCGUGACCUGAACGCCAUCAACGUUGCCGAGCCUAUCUUUUUUGGAAUCUGUGCCACGAGUUUGGUCAUAUUCUGGCAACUGGCCAAACAGUGGCAAGCCAUCGCCGUUGCGUGGUCCCGUACGGAGCGAACCUUUGUACGGUAUCCGUUCCAUAAAUCGAACCUGAAAAGGAAAAUCCGUUUUGUGGCCGCGGCGCUUCUUCUGAUGGCUCUCGCUGAACAUCUUCUUUUCGUUGCCAACAACGUCAGCUAUAUGCUUAAGGAGAUCGACUACUGUAACUGGACGAUACCAGAUCCGGUCAUGUUUUUCUUUGCAAAGACGUUUACCACAACGUUCCAUACCUUUGCGUACAGUCUACCAAUUGCUAUCUACAACGAGUACAUCGUCAUAUCGAUGACGUUCGUGUGGAACUUUGUCGAUCUGUUCAUCAUGCUGAUCAGCAUAGGCAUUGCGGCGCGAUUUGAUCAGCUACGGGACCGCGUCUUUGACCGCAUCAACAGCCGGACACCGACGACCGAACACUUUUGGGAGCAAAUCCGUAUCCAGUACGUGGCGUUGUGCGAACUAGCCGGAACUAUCAAUCGUGCCAUUAACAAGCUGGUGUUUGUAUCCUACGCCAACGAUACCUAUUACAUCGUGUUGCAAAUCAUGAACGCGAAUCAGGAGCAACCGUCGGUGGUCAAUAAGGUGUACUUUUGCUAUUCUUUCGCGUAUCUUCUGCUGCGGACAUUUCUCAUGUUCUGGUACAGUGCACAAGUCGAACACACGAGUCACGGGACGUUCCGGUUGAUUCAGCAGGUACCCACCGCAGAAUACUGCGACGAGCUGCAACGGCUGCAGAUGUACUCCAAGUGCGGUGCUAGCCUCAACGGCAUGGGCGUAUUCAGCGUUUCGAAGCGGAUUGGGUUGACGCUGACCGGAACGAUUAUCACCUACGAGCUGGUACUGCUGUCCUACCGGGAAGGCUCAUCUGACCAACACUCCACCACCGUUUCAUCAAAGAACAGGUCUCCGUCCAGUGCAAUGGACUCUCUGAACAACGCCCUGCGGCCAGUGUUUGUCGUGUUUCAGCUAAUGGGCAUGUUUCCCGUAGGUGGAAUUCUUCAACGGAGUCCCAUUGGUUUGCGGUUCAGGUGGCUCUCGGUGCAGUUUCUCUUUACCCUAAUCCUAAUAAUUGUCGGACUGGUAAUGGUCUACAUCGAGUACGAACGGCUGGAGCGGAUUGGAGCAAACGCAAAUAAUACUAUUGGGAUACUGUUCUACGUGGACACCGUACUGAUCAUGGCUUUACUCGCCAAUCUGGCCCGCAAGUGGCGCCCGUUGGCUCUAGAGUGGGAACGCGUUGAUCAAGAGUUUCUCGCAAAAGAAACUGGUGAAGCUAAACGAAGCCUCCGAAAGGCUGUAUGGUUCACUUCUGGUGUAAUGAUCGUGUGCGUGGAGCACCUCCUCUCGAAAACGGCCGACAUCAUCAACCAAUCCCACGAAGCUAAAUUCUGCAACUGGGAGAUCCAAAGCUUCGCGCACUACUUUGCAUCCCGUCACUACGCGUUCAUCUUCAAGCACAUCCCGUUCAACCUACCCGUGCUCGCCUUCUUCGAGUACUGCAACGCUGCCCUAACAAUGGCCUGGACCUGUCAGGACCUUCUCAUCAUCCUAAUCAGCAUGGCCCUGUCGCACCGUUUCCGUCAAAUCUACGCCCAGGUUCAACCAUUUAGCAGUGGUAUCGUCAUUGCCGCUGAAAAGUUUUGGUCCGACAUCCGGGCCCAGCACACACUGCUUGGUCAGCUGGUGCGCGACACGAACCGUUUGCUAGCUCCGCUGAUCAUCGCAUCAUGCGGCACCAACCUGUACCUGAUCUGCUUUCAACUCCUCAACAUAUCCAAAAGGCAGGAAAGUCUCGCUUCUAGCGUUAACCACUGGUUCGCGCUGUGCUAUCUGAUCGUGAAGACGACCCUGGUGUUCUACCAUACCGCCAUGGUCAACGAAACGGCCCGAGCGCCGCUGGCCAUCUGCCGUCGCAUUCCCAACAUUGGCUGGUGUCUGGAGCUGGAACGGUUAGUAGAUCAGCUGCGCAACGAGAGGGUUUCACUGUCCGGGAUGGGAUUCUUCCAUCUCACCAAACGGACGAUGCUGGCGAUGGCCGGAACGGUGGUUACCUACGAGUUGGUGAUGCUGAAGUUUGCCGAAGACACCGAAGGGAUUGGUGACGUGAAGCCGUGCUCGCGGUUGGCUUUCUCCAAGGACACUUAAAAAUGAUUUGGUUCGAAAAGAAUUAUUAUCAAAUAUC
This is a messenger RNA of Culex pipiens pallens (northern house mosquito), 3687 nucleotides long. RefSeq lists its product as uncharacterized. Gene Ontology annotation, biological process: detection of chemical stimulus involved in sensory perception of taste; sensory perception of sweet taste. The transcript is spliced from 12 exons. Gene Ontology annotation, cellular component: membrane. The record is from RefSeq and is a predicted model, not a curated record. The coding region runs from base 141 to 3650 and encodes 1169 amino acids. Lineage: Eukaryota; Metazoa; Arthropoda; Insecta; Diptera; Culicidae. Gene Ontology annotation, molecular function: sweet taste receptor activity.